Spinacia oleracea (spinach) is the source of this 2456-nucleotide messenger RNA. RefSeq names its product two-pore potassium channel 3. The transcript is spliced from 2 exons. Gene Ontology annotation, biological process: stabilization of membrane potential; potassium ion transmembrane transport. Gene Ontology annotation, molecular function: outward rectifier potassium channel activity; potassium ion leak channel activity. Gene Ontology annotation, cellular component: plasma membrane; plant-type vacuole membrane. Bases 731 to 2119 code for a protein of 462 amino acids. Lineage: Eukaryota; Viridiplantae; Streptophyta; Magnoliopsida; Caryophyllales; Amaranthaceae. The record is from RefSeq and is a predicted model, not a curated record.
UGUAGGAAACCCCCUCCCCUGACGCUCAACGUGUAUUUGCGCAACUGACUUGAAUCAUAUUUUUUUUCCAGUUACAAUUUUACACCACCUCUUUCCGCCAUUAAUUCUCUCUCCUUCCUUCACUUUGAUCUUAAUCUCUGCAACAUAUUCCAGCAUUAAAUUAUAGAAUACAGAAAUAUCCCAUCAAAUUAACUGACCCCACCCUCUUUUCUCUCUCCUUUUCCGCCAUUAAUCCUGUCCUUCCUUCACUUUGAUCUUUGUCUUUGCAGUAUUAAUUACACAAGGGAUAAACAUAGGACUAUCAUAGUAUUCCUAGAAAAAAGUGACGUCACCUCGUCUUUUCAGUCUCUUCUUCGAUAAAUCUGCCGCAAUUUUAAUGGGUGUUCUUCAAAUGUGUUGAAACACCUUUCGAUUUCUUCAGUUUGCAGGAUUCCUUGACGAAACAUUUCUUUUGGGUAUAAGCUAAAUUCGGUUUUUGUAAGUUUUCUCCAUACCAGUUUCUCUUACUCACUUAGUUCCCUUCGGUUUGCAAUUCAGCCGAUUUUUUUGUUCCAUUUUUAUUGUUGAAGGUGCAGCUUUUGAUAUUUUUGGGUGAAUUUCAAUAUAUUGAGUUUGAUUGAUUGUAAGGCGAAACGUUUCUUUUGGCCAUUUUCAUGUUGGGUGUUAAGCUUGAAAACAUCAUUUCAAUGGCGCCAAAAUCCAUAUAGAAAGUUUUUGUGGGGUAGCCCAGAUGGAGGAAGACCAUCUUCUGCCAUUGUUAAGGAAGCAAGUACCUCCACCACCUUUAACUUUGUCCUCUCUUCCUGAAUAUGAAGAGCUUUCACUCGCUUUAACUCCUUCUGAGUUCAAAGAUCGACUCAUUUUUGGCUCUUUUCCGUCCUCACCUAAAGACCCCUCAAUCACAAUUCAAUCCCCAUCCUCUUCUUCUUUCUUGGAAGCCCUGUCGCUUUCGGCUUCGCCUUUGCCAUCUCCGCGUCCGUCUUCUGAAUACCAUCAUCUGUCUUUUCUAUUUGACCCACAAUUGUCUCAGCAAUGUCUAGAAUUCCAACACCAACACCAGCACCAGCAGCCGCAGCCGCCUCAGUCGCUGCUGCAGCAGCAACAUCAGCAGUGGUUGAUUGAUCCAAAUUACCAUGGGAAGAAAACCAAUCUGCACAGGUCAAAAACUGCUCCAGCUAUGGCUGUUUUAAAUAGAGGGGAUCAAAAGAAAGGAAGUGAUAAUAAACCACAACCUAGUUCUCAGUCAGUUGUUAUACAAGCUUUUGUGUUGCUUGUGAUAUAUUUGUCAUUUGGGGUUCUUAUAUAUUGGUUCAAUAGAAGACAGUUUUCGGUUACGGAAACUCAUCCAGUAAUUGAUGCAUUGUAUUUUUGCAUUGUGACUAUGUGCACUAUUGGGUAUGGGGAUAUAACCCCCAAUUCUACUACAACUAAGUUGUUCUCGGUUUUGUUUGUGUUGGUUGGGUUUGGAUUUAUUGAUAUUUUGCUAAGUGGGAUGGUUACUUAUGUGUUAGACUUGCAAGAGAAUUAUCUACUUAAGACUGUUAAGGCCGGGAAACAAGAGAAACAGGCAAAGUCGGUGCUAAUUGAUGUCAAGAAAGGGAGGAUGAGGAUUAGAAUGAAGGUGGCAUUGGCAUUAGGUGUAGUGGUUCUAUGUAUUGGAGUUGGGGUGGGUGUUAUGCAUUUCGUUGAGAAACUUGGUUGGGUGGAUUCCCUUUAUCUCUCUGUCAUGUCAGUAACCACGGUGGGUUAUGGUGAUAGGGCGUUCACAUCGAUGUCUGGUCGUGGAUUUGCAUCUGUUUGGUUGCUUGUAUCCACACUUGCUGUAGCCCGUGCUUUUCUUUACUUGGCCGAGGCUAGAAUAGACAAGCGGAAUAGGCUGUUGGCAAAACGGGUGCUUGGUCAGGACAUGACCAUCUCACAGUUUCUUGCUGCUGAUAUGGACAAUAAUGGUUUUGUGAGUAAGUCGGAGUAUGUAAUCUACAAACUGAAGGAGAUGGGAAAGGUUUCAGAAAAAGACGUUCUACUGAUAUGCAAGAAGUUCGAACAACUGGAUGCUGGCAGCUGUGGAAAAAUUACACUAGCAGAUCUUAUGCACAGUCGUCACCGAGAUUUAUUUUAGUAAUCAAAAUGAGGCUGAGAAGGUGAAAGGUGCUGGUCUUUUAUCUGUAAAUACACAACAUCAGUUUCAUUCUCAGCUUAUAUUAGAUCAAGUACAUUAUUCUAAAAUAAUUUUUGGAAAUGAUAAGUGCUCUUUCCUAAAGGAAAGGAGCUGCGAUAUUGUAUGGUUCGAAUGAAUGGGUAAUAAACUAAUAACUAACAAGGCGUCUUAAAUCUUAAUGCUGUGGAGAAGAUUUGUUUAUAUGACAGAUGUCUGAGCUAGGCGAAAGCGUAAUAGGUAUCAAUUUUAUUUUAUUUUGUUUUUGCUGUUGAUUUGAAAGGUUAUUUCAUCCGUAUGA